AGAGCUUGUUUUUUCAUAUUAAUUUCCCAGCUUAUACAGUUAGCAGAGGUUUUGCAAAUUGCAAGACAGACGCAGGUGAUAGAUGGCAGGGCGCGAAUCAGGCGAUGGGAACUCUAGAACAUUCUUCGUGGCGGUGCACGUCGGCGCUGGAUACCACGCGCCGUCGAGUGAGAAGCCUCUUCGCCUCGCCAUCAAACGCGCUUGUCUUGCCGCUGCUUCUGUUCUACAAAAGGAUACAAAUGGAUGUUUUGAUGCUGUUGUUGCUGCUAUUCAAUCCCUAGAGGAUGAUCCGAGCACGAAUGCUGGACGAGGUUCUAAUUUGACUGAAGACGGUUGUGUGGAGUGUGAUGCUAGCAUUAUGGAUGGGCGUUCGGGAGCGUUUGGGGCAGUUGGAUCCGUGCCAGGUGUUCGUAAUCCGAUUCAGAUUGCUGCGUUGUUGGCGAGGGAGCAAAUGUCAGGUUCAUUGUUGCUUGGUCGAAUUCCUCCCAUGUUCUUAGUUGGUGAGGGUGCUCGAAAGUGGGCACAGUCUAGGGACAUUGAUCUUGAAGGAUCUUCGGAAGAACGUGAUAAGUAUUUGGUGACAGAAAAGGCACUAACCCAGUGGAAGAAGUACAAGGCAAUGCUUCAUAAUGCUAAAGCUGCUUUAAAUGUAUCAAAAUCAGCAGAGGUUAAAGCAUAUGAUUGCUCAAAACUUAAUCAGGUCAGUGAGCAGUCGUCUGUGCUAAGUACACUGGAGGAGGACUGCAUUAUGGAUACGGUUGGGGUAAUUUGUGUUGAUUGUGAAGGAAACAUUGCAUCUGGAUCCUCAAGUGGUGGUGUUGCACUGAAGGUUAGCGGGCGUGUGGGGGUAGCAGCAACAUAUGGAUCUGGCUGCUGGGCAUCUUCUAAGGGUCCAUUUGGUUCUCCUUACAUUGUCGGUAGUUGUGUUAGUGGUGCUGGAGAAUAUCUUAUGAAAGGAUUUGCUGCUCGUGAAUGCUGCAUAUCAUCAUCACUCUCACAAUCAGGUCCGAUAUCUGCCUGUACAAAAGUUCUACAGUCUGUUGAUGAAAUGAGCAGUAGAAACGACAUAGACCAGAGUUCAGGUGUUCUAUUAGUGCAAGCAGAUACACAGAUAAUGGCUCCUGGUAAUUCAUCAAUGCUGAGGGCUGUUGAGAUUGCUGCUGUAUACACUUCCUUGUCUUUUGGAAUAGGUUAUUUCGGAGGUUCAAUGAAGCGGCCCAAGGCUACAAUUCUUAGGAGCGCAAAACAGCAAAUUGGGUGUAGGGUAAAUCAGUUUGCUGCACGUAUUGAUCUAACUGAUGGAAAGCCAUCAUAGCUGUUCUAAAGACAGGAGAGCUGGAUCAGUUGUUAUAAACCCAUCUGCACCUAAUUUACACUACUACAUAUUUUUUUGGCGGCGUGAGGGGUGAUUUAAAUUUUACCGAACUUUAAAAACUGGGUUGGAGCGAUAUUCAUACUAAAAAUAUACUUAUGUAGCCCCUUGAAAUUUGAAAGUUGUGAAAAAUAUUAUGUUACAGAGUUGGUGAAAUUUCAAUGCAUAAUUUUGGCAGAGUACGCUGUACAUUAUCAAAGUGUAUAUUCAUCUAUUUUUUCCUUAA
Molecule: messenger RNA, 1598 nt
Organism: Daucus carota subsp. sativus
Lineage: Eukaryota; Viridiplantae; Streptophyta; Magnoliopsida; Apiales; Apiaceae
Product: putative threonine aspartase
Exons: 11
Coding region: 83-1315 (410 amino acids)
Biological process (GO): protein maturation
Cellular component (GO): cytoplasm
Molecular function (GO): threonine-type endopeptidase activity; asparaginase activity; beta-aspartyl-peptidase activity
Source: RefSeq, a predicted model, not a curated record